Messenger RNA from Pseudocercospora fijiensis CIRAD86, 3892 nucleotides. RefSeq lists its product as uncharacterized. The record is from RefSeq and is a predicted model, not a curated record. NCBI's taxonomy places the organism in Eukaryota, Fungi, Ascomycota, Dothideomycetes, Mycosphaerellales, Mycosphaerellaceae. The transcript has a single exon. Gene Ontology annotation, molecular function: RNA helicase activity; zinc ion binding; ATP binding. The coding region runs from base 1 to 3276 and encodes 1091 amino acids. Gene Ontology annotation, cellular component: cytoplasm. Gene Ontology annotation, biological process: nuclear-transcribed mRNA catabolic process, nonsense-mediated decay.
AUGGAAGGAACCUUCACCAACGUCGGUAAUCAUUUGGUCGGCGAUUCGGCCUCCGCCAUCAACGCCGGCGACGAUGUCUCCACCCUCGAUGCUGCCGAGAGCGCACUGCAUACGGAAUACCGCGCAACCGCUGGCCCAAGGAGGAGAAGAGGCGGCGGGGGCGACGACGACGAGACUGACGUGUACGACGACGACGAUGACGACUUGGAGUCACUGGCAAGUCAUGCUGUGAACGGCGCCAACGGUCAAGCUCCCACUGGCCAGCACGAAGAGGUUGAGCUCCCAGCGCAUGCUUGCGCUUACUGUGGUAUUCACAACCCUAGCAGCGUUGUGAAGUGCCUCACUUGCGCCAAGUGGUUCUGCUCUGCUCGUGGCAAUACUUCCUCCAGCCACAUCGUCAAUCAUCUGGUUCGCGCUCGGCACAAGGAGGUGCAGCUGCAUCCCUCCUCGCCGCUUGGAGAUACUACACUUGAGUGCUACAACUGCGGCACCAAGAAUGUCUUUCUGCUCGGUUUUAUCCCCGCAAAGAGCGACACCGUGGUUGUGUUGCUCUGCCGUCAGCCAUGCGCCGCCAUGCCCAGCAGCAAGGACAUGAAUUGGGAUACCUCGAAAUGGCAGCCACUGAUCGAGGACCGUGCUUUCCUGCCAUGGCUCGUGAACGAGCCAACGGAUCAGGAGCUGACACGCGCUCGCUAUUUGCCCCCACCGGUCAUUGCUAAGCUCGAAGAAAUGUGGAAGGAUAAUAGCAGCGCCACGAUCCAGGAUCUCGAGAAGAGUGCUGGUAUCGAUGACGAACCUGCUCCUGUCUUGCUACGAUAUGAUGACGCAUACCAAUAUCAAAAUGUGUUUGGUCCACUUGUGAAGAUCGAGGCAGACUAUGAUCGUAAGCUCAAGGAAGCUCAGAGCCAGGACAACUUGAUCGUGCGCUGGGACUUCGGUUUGAACAACAAGCAUCUUGCUUCUUUUGUCCUCCCCAAGCUCGAGCUUGGAGAUGUCAAGCUGGCAGUUGGUGAUGAGAUGCGACUGCGCUAUACGGGCGAGUUGCGACCACACUGGGAGGGUGUCGGCUAUGUCAUCAAGAUCCCGAACAACCAGAGCGACGAAGUGACUAUCGAACUGCGAUCGCGAGGAGACCACAAGUCAAUACCGACUGAGUGCACGCACAACUUCACCGCCGAUUACGUUUGGAAAGCCACCUCUUUCGACCGCAUGCAGCACGCCAUGAAGACCUUCGCUGUAGACGAGAUGUCUGUCUCUGGUUACAUCUUUCACCGUCUGCUCGGUCACGACGUGAACGCAGCUCCGCUGAAGGUGAAUAUGCCGCGGAAGUUCAGUGUGCCUAAUUUGCCCGACCUCAACGGCUCGCAGAUCAAUGCUGUCAAAUCCGUACUGCAGAAGCCACUUUCUUUGAUUCAGGGACCUCCAGGCACUGGAAAGACUGUCACUUCUGCCACCAUUAUCUACCACUUGUCAAAGAUGAACGGUGGCCAAGUCCUGGUUUGCGCACCGUCCAACGUGGCCGUCGACCAGCUCUGCGAGCGUAUUCACAUCACUGGACUUAAAGUUGUGCGUGUCACUGCCAAGUCGCGCGAGGACGCGGAAUCCAAUGUUGGAUUCCUAUCACUUCACAGGCAGGUUUCCAUGAACGACACCAAUGUCGAGCUUUCAAAGCUCAAGCAGCUCAAAGACGAGCAGGGUGAGCUGUCUAGUCAGGACGAGAAGAAAUUCAAGGCCUUGACUCGCGCUGCGGAACGCGAGAUCCUACAAAACGCAGACGUCAUUUGCUGCACUUGCGUUGGUGCUGGUGACCCAAGACUCGCAAAGUUCAAGUUUCGGACAGUUCUUAUUGACGAAAGCACUCAGUCCGCCGAACCAGAGUGCAUGAUCCCGCUAGUCCUCGGAUGUAAGCAAGUUGUCCUGGUCGGCGACCAUCAGCAGCUUGGUCCGGUCAUCAUGAACAAGAAGGCUGCCAAGGCUGGUCUUAACCAGUCUCUGUUCGAGCGCCUAGUCGUACUUGGCUGCGCACCCAUUCGUCUGCAAGUGCAGUACCGUAUGCAUCCAUGCCUAUCUGAGUUCCCAUCCAACAUGUUCUACGAAGGCUCGCUGCAGAACGGCAUUACUAUGCAGCAGCGCUUGAGAAAGGAUGUCGACUUCCCAUGGCCCGUCGCUGACUCUCCCAUGAUGUUCUGGUCCAAUCUUGGAAACGAAGAAAUCAGUGCCUCUGGUACAUCCUACCUGAACCGCACUGAGGCCCAGAAUGUCGAGAAAAUCGUUACUCGCUUCUUCAAGGCGGGCGUCAGCCCUUCUGCGAUUGGUAUAAUCACUCCGUACGAAGGACAACGCUCUUAUGUCGUACAGAGCAUGCAACAGACUGGCACGUUCAAGAAGGAGCACUACAAGGAGAUCGAAGUAGCGUCCGUCGAUGCCUUCCAAGGUCGUGAGAAAGACUUCAUUGUGCUCUCUUGCGUUCGAAGCAACGAUCACCAAGGCAUUGGUUUCUUGAGUGACCCUCGACGUCUGAACGUUGCACUCACUCGUGCUAAGUAUGGAUGCGUUAUCCUCGGCAAUCCAAAGGUACUUAGCAAGCACCCGCUCUGGCACUACCUUCUCCUUCACUUCAAGGAGCGCAAUUGCUUGGUCGAAGGUCCUCUCAACAACCUCCAGGUGUCGCUGCUGCAGUUUAGCCGACCUAAGACGUCCUACCGCGGACCUCAGCGCUACCAAAUGGCCUAUCAGCACGCCAACCAUAUGGCCGCCGCUACCGGUAAUCGCAUGAAUGGACGUCGCGAUGGACCUCCGGGCGCUGACGGCAGCGUUGUCGGCUACAUCCCUGAUGAUGUGUCUUCAGUACACUCUUCCGCGCUUGGUGGUGCCGCACUUCCCACCCAGUACCCGGCCAUGUUUCAAGGCUUCCAAGAGUCGUGGCCACAGCUUCCAGCUGGUCAGCGCAAUGGCCCGAUUGGCGACAAGACUCACGCACCUCCAGAGUCCAUUGCCGGCGAGAGUGUUGCCGCUAGCGAGAUCACAGAUGUGACCACGAAUGGCUCUGUCAAGCCAGGCCAAGGAGGCGUCAGCCUUGCUGGCCUGAGUAUCAAUGAUCUCAACAAGCAGGCAUCGCUUUCGCAGUCAGACAAGCUUCGUCGCUACGUGGAGGGCCAGGGUGCUCCACAACCUCCUAUUGGCGCCGGUCGCAACCGAUCUACGUUGGAAGACGAGGAUGCUCGCAGCGUUAGCACCGCAUUUGCAAGCCAAGUCGGCGUAGGUGGCUAUGACUGAUUGACACGAAACAGCGAGCAAUGCUCGACCAGCCUCUCGAUAUUUGAAAAGAUUCUACGUGCUAAUGCGUGCGACCUGAAGAUGAGCUUUCUAGCGAUUGCUGUCUAACACAAGAUUCUGACAUGUUAGCGUUAUGAAUCUGCGCAACAGGCUACGCGACAUCAUCAAGCCCCCAACUGGGUCCAGCUGGGAUAUGCCACCGAGCGAACGAAUGGGCUUGCAUUGCGAAACGAUUGCUGCAAAGUGCUUGCGACGAUUGUGAUGGUUGUAUCUGUAGGGACCAGCAGCGAACGACUCUCAGGCACGUCAGACAGUGUCAAAGGUUGGAGUCGUGUCUGAUUCAAGCCAGCGUCGUGGCCGUCAGUGGUCUAGCAAUACACAACCCACAUCCUAGAUCGCUGGGUCGGGUCAUCUUUCGACUGCAGCACUGCAUUCGCUUCCGCGAUGAGUCCACAGAGGCUGGUAUCCAUGUGCGAGAACUGUUUGGGAGUGUGAAAAGAUAUGAUCAAGGAACAUGAACUAGCUUUAGUCACUCAUUUGGAACACCAACAAGAAGAAAUCGAUCCUUGAGCAGUAGCCGUAGCUCCGGCUAUUGCGACGUUGAGGAUCCAGACUG